Messenger RNA from Aphanomyces invadans, 834 nucleotides. RefSeq lists its product as hypothetical. The coding region runs from base 1 to 834 and encodes 277 amino acids. The transcript has 4 exons. Lineage: Eukaryota; Oomycota; Saprolegniomycetes; Saprolegniales; Verrucalvaceae. The record is from RefSeq and is a predicted model, not a curated record.
AUGAAGCUGCUCUGCUUGAUCCACAAACCGAAUGCGCAGGCGUUCCACGUCAUCAUCGCGCCGGAAGAUAUUGUGAGUGACCUGAAGAGCCUCCAGCCCGAAGAGGAUGCGUCGACGAGCGAUGUCGAGUUCAAAAAGCUCCCUGCUACCAGGCUGAACUCCGACAUAUUCAGUGGGGAGCUGGGAAAGAACUGCAUUCACGUGUUCCUUCUCUCUGCGCGCAAACUUCACGGGGAAGAUCUGAAUCGUACCAUCCGUUCCAAGGCUCGCAAAGACGGAAGCACGGCCUUUUCGGCGGUCGUGUUCGCGCACUUGCCGAAUCGCUACCGCAUCAACGACGACGUGCUUGACGAUCUCAUGAAGGUUAUCGAAACCAAGACGUGGGCCUACGAGAACAUGAAUGCGAACAAGGAGACACGCAUCCAGUUGAGCUUCAUCUUCGAGCAUGUCGUAUGCAUGUUCAAGGACAAGGAGGAUGCCGAGCGCUUUCGUCUGUUUGUCCAGUCCAAACUCGUGAGGUCCUUCGUCAAAGCGAACGGUUUCGUGGAUUUCCGAAUCACCAGAGGCACGAAAACGGUGGUGUGCAUCGUGGACGACAAGAAGUACGACUUAGCCACAGGGACAGAACGUGCUGUCCUGGCCAUAGAGGCUGCGGCAGACAAGAACAACGACGAGCGCAUGUACGGCGUUGUGACGAACUUCAAGUCGCGUCACUUCCUCAAGCGCACAGACGUCGCCAUCGAGCGCUUCGACGACUCGAUUCGUCUUGAGGAUCCUCAGCCUGACCUUAAACGCGGCGCUGGGCGUUUGUACGCGAUGCUGAAGAACCAAUAG